AUGGCGCCGCAUACAAUUAUGAUACAAAUCAACUGCUACAGAGACAGAAAGCGUCAAUUCGAGAUCUACCGCAAGCGUGGCGCAAACGAGGGCAAAGCGCAAACAAGGGACAAAGCUGAAAGCAGCAAUGAGUUGUCCACGGCCACGCAUCCAGUCAUCGCGCUGCAUGUGGCGGUGAAGGAGCCAAAGAAGCGCAUCCCCGCCGUAACUCACUAA
Molecule: messenger RNA, 216 nt
Organism: Penicillium riverlandense
Lineage: Eukaryota; Fungi; Ascomycota; Eurotiomycetes; Eurotiales; Aspergillaceae
Exons: 2
Coding region: 1-216 (71 amino acids)
Source: RefSeq, a predicted model, not a curated record